Molecule: messenger RNA, 594 nt
Organism: Soboliphyme baturini
Lineage: Eukaryota; Metazoa; Nematoda; Enoplea; Dioctophymatida; Soboliphymatidae
Source: the annotation of a GenBank genome assembly
AUGGCUACGAAUGGCGUUCCGAUGGUACGUGACAACGGUCUGAACCUCGCUGACAUUGCGGCCGUUGCCGAAAGGGCGGUGGGAGUAGCCGGUGGCGGCGGCGGUGGUGGUGCGACUAACGACAACCCAUUGGUGAACAUACGGGACCGGCUGUUUCACGCCCUCUUCACUCGUGUGUCAUUAACCUAUGCGCGACUGCUGCCCCCAUCCGCUAGAAGGCUUCUCGAGUUUAUGCUCUUAAUUAAGGCCCUUUGCUUUCUGGUCAUUUUUCUGUACGUUCACGUGCUCGCUCUACGACCGGCCAAUUGUUUGGACAACGUGCGGCAGAUGUGGCCGAGGAACGGCAUCCUUCGCGUGGAAGUGACCGCUGAUCAUGGGGACGGUCACGACAUGUAUUCCAGCUGUGCCGCGUCGAUGCCUUCGCCGCUGUCACCAUGUCCAUCUCUCGCCGUUGCCUCCACCUCUAAGGACACAACCUGCGACGCUAACUUCUUCCGGUAUAGUUCGAACUAUUUCAAAGACACACCCCCAGACGAUGAUGGAGGACCAACGCUAAACGACGAACGCGCCGAAGACCAUUACAGCCACCGGUAA